This is a messenger RNA of Phytophthora nicotianae INRA-310, 2726 nucleotides long. RefSeq lists its product as hypothetical. The coding region runs from base 520 to 2430 and encodes 636 amino acids. The transcript has a single exon. Lineage: Eukaryota; Oomycota; Peronosporomycetes; Peronosporales; Peronosporaceae. Gene Ontology annotation, molecular function: lipid binding; metal ion binding. The record is from RefSeq and is a predicted model, not a curated record.
GCGCUGACCCAGCAAGCUCGCUUCACUUGGUAAGUUAUAAGGUGGCUCUCGAGGACGCCACGUACUGCGAUCCCCCAUACUCAAUGCGUUUUUCGAAACGCGAAACGCAUGCAUCCGUCUGUCAUAGAACAGCGACGCUCCUUUGCAGCCCGGCUUCAAGCCGUUCCGUCAAUCGACAGCGUAUAGUCAGUCCAAGUCAGACCUGCACGCACGACCGGCGGGCGUGAUUGGCCACAAUUUUCAUCGAUCCUCAUCACGGCCAAAGCGAACGUGCCGCAUUGGCCACUUUACCUCUGCGCAGCUACUUGGCCAGCUGUCAGUCCGUGCGCUGUUGGGAUAUCGAUCGCCGUCUGGUUCGCAGCAGCCACCGCAGCGACGAGAUCGGCGCCAUCUACGCCAAGCAAAACCCCAGGCGACGACAGCUCGACACGCGACGGCACGAAUACUCGCUCGUCGGGGCUGCGUUCGUCAACGUUGUCCACUCCGCCUUUACGGCCUAGCUAGGACAGCACCACGACCAUGUCGACGUCGCUGCCGCUGCCCAAGGGCUUUUUCAAUACGAAUGUACGCGUAUCCGAGGACAUGCGGCGCCAGUAUAUUGAGUUCGCCGAGGCCUCCAUCCGCAAGGUGUUCGCGCUGAGUGACUGCCACAAGAAUAGCUGGAUCCCCAUGCGAGAGAAGAAGGGCGUGGCCAUCUACCGCAACUUUGGUCAGAUGCACGGUCCCAAGGCUUACAAGUCCAACGUCGCCGAAGUGGGCUGCAAGGGCCAGCUCUCGGCCUCGUUAGAUCAGGUCGGUCGCGCCUACGCAGCGCACGACGAUGCUCUAUUUAGGAGACUCAUGAAGAAACUGAAUCCUGCCGUGAUGGAUGCCGCUGUACUGCUCACGGUCGUCCCGCGUACUCCUCUCACACCCUUCAGGUACAUUGGCAUCAAGUGGUAUGCCGUCAAGACCCCCACACCCAUCGUUUCACAUCGUGACUAUUGCUGCCUGGAGGUACAAGACAAGAUUGUGGACUCGUUCGGCAACGAAAUGUACAUCCGUGUCCUCAACUCGAUCGAGGUCAACGAGUGUCCGUCGCUCGAGAAUUCGCAUGGACUUGUUCGCGCCAAAAUCCUCGCCGGAUACAUGUACCGCAUAGAUCGUGCCGAGUCAAACGUAGUGCGGGUCCAUCACGUGGCUCGAUUUGACCCGGGUGGUUAUUUCCCAGCACAAUGGGCAUUCAAGACGGCCGAGUCGCAGCUAGUGAACAGCAUUGUGCAGAUCCGUCGCGUCAUUGAUAAACAGCAGAUGAACUCAUGCACCUUCGUCGACAAGAGGCAAUGGGUGCCCAACCAUGAGCGUCUGCAUUGUGCCGUGUGCAGUCGAACUUUUGGCACAUUCCGUCCGCGUCACCACUGCCGAAGUUGUGGUGAGGUUAUCUGUGGCAAGUGCAGCGUGUUCAAGUCUGUGGAAGUACCAGGCACAACGCUCAAAAACGUUCGUAUCUGCUCGGUAUGCAACAUGGGCGUGCAAAAGACUGGUGGUCAAGACGACGAUGGAAACAUGUCGGAUAUAUCUACUUCCUCUGUUACUUCCAGCAGCACAAUUGCACACAACGAGAUGAACCUGAUGGAUCUAUACAUGGGCAAUGGUGGUGGGCCACGCACGCCCUCCGCCUAUUCCGAUGCGUCAGCUCAGUCUAACCUCUCCAUUCGCUCCACGACGUCCACGCGGUCGGCCUACGAUGCUCGAGGGCGAGCACACAGUCAGGCGCGAGGAAGUCGCAACCCUGGCGCUUUCUUUAACGAGAGCAACACACCACGAUCGUACAUCGCCAACAACCUCACACCCCGCAGUACUCUCGGCUUCGGCUUCGGCUCUGGGGCCUCCACCCCUCGCUCUGGGGCAAACAGUGCAGCUACGACGCCCUCAGGAGGAGUGAGGCCUUCCAUCUCAGCAGCUAGUGUAGUGGCAGCUGCCGCUAUCACAGCGCAGCGCCUGUCAAGCUACAAGCUGAACCCCGUCGAUAUCGGAUAUUUGCGUGACUCGGUGAACGAGACUUCAGCAUCCGAAGCACGUGAGCGGCCAGAGGACCCGACAACGUCAUGGCCACCAGCCAAGAUGCAGCGGCUUGAGACGGAAGAAACCGCAGACGUGGACAUGGAAUCGGAUGAUCAGGAAGAAAUGGAGGCGAAACCAGCGGCGCCUCUAGCUAGUGACGUUCAGGAAGCUCAGCAGCGUCCGCCAGCGAUGCAGUUGCCGACCGUGGAGCGCAUCUCAGAGAGUCCGUUCGAGCAAUCGAGCCGCGCAUCGACCGUUCUGCGUGUGAGUUUGGAUAAGGAGGAUCCCAGCGGCGCCCCGGCCAGUGGCUUGCGGCCGUUCUUUAGCGGGAUUCUGUCGCGCGUGCGCGGCGAGUCGGUCGAGAAGUCCUCGCAUCGGGCCGCCUAAUAGGCACGGGGAGCGGGGACACCUUGCCCUCAUCGAAGAGGCCGGCGAAGCAGCAGCAGCAACAACAACACACGCACAGACAACAGCCCAGGCUGAGGCUCAGUAACCACAUGGUCGUCCCCUGCGACACAAGUGAGAAGGCGAAUGGGUUCGUGCGCCGAUCACGGAGCGAUUGCCGCGUCUGAUCGCGAGGAAUCCUCGAAUGCCGCGAUGAGACGGCAGAAUAGCAGUAUCAUUGGUUGAAUGUGUCAAUACAAAAUUCAAGUGAAAUUGACUUCAACAUGCUCAGAAUUAUG